AGAGAGACCUCCUGAAUCACACUUUGACUCUUGUACAUGUUGAAAUGUGCUCUUAUAACGGAGAGAAAAAGAGGAAAUUCGUGUCUCUGUGGUCUCCUCUCCUGCUUCAUCGACUUUGUACCAUAGCACCACUGGAGGAGAACACAACCAGGUGAGAUGAGGGACCGGAUGUGUGAGCUGCAGACUUCCACCCCCAAGUCUGCAGAGGAGGAGCAGAGGGAUGAGGAGAACCACAGCCCUGAGGAUAAGGAGCACCUGGAGCAACAUGCCAUCGUGUUUGAGGCAGAGGACCUAAUGGCCGGCAUCUACAAGGAGGCCCAGUCCAUGAGGAAGGAGAUGCUGCUGUGCAAAUUGGACGUGAAGCGUCUCGGGAAGCAGAACACCAGGUUCCUCACAUCCGUCAGGAGGAUAAGCAGCAUCAAGCGGGACUCCAACGCUCUGGGCCGGGGCAUCAAGGCCCGAGCGGAGGCCAUUUACGCUCGGCUGAAGAAGAUGGGGAAGCUCAGCAAGGAACUGGAGGAGGAACACGGAUCUACCUCAGCCAUAGCUCGCAUCGUGCGUUCGCAGUACGUGUCCCUGACCAACGAGUUCCACGGCACCAUGUCCGAGUUCAACGAGGCCGAGAUGGAGCAGAGGGAGAACUGCAAGACGCGCAUCCAGAGGCAGGCAGAGAUCAUGGGCUGGGAGGUGAGCAGGGAGCAGAUAGACGAGAUGAUCGAGACGGGCAAGUGGAACGUCUUCUCUGACAACCUCCUCCUGGAGGGAAGAUCUGCCAGGUCGGCGCUCAACGAGAUCGAGAACCGCCACAAGGAGCUCCUGGAGCUGGAAGGCCGCCUCAGGGAGAUUCAGGAGCUUUUCUUCGAGUUGGCCAUGCAGGUGGAGAUGCAGGGCAAAAUGGUGGACAACAUCCAGGCCAACGUCGGUAGGACUCAGGACUACAUCGCCAAGUCUUCGGCUCAGAUCAAGCAGGCCGUGAAAUACAAGAGAAACAAUCCGUGCAAGAAACUCUUCUGCUGUUGCUUCCCCUGCUGCAACUGAGGCAACAUGAUUUCUUCGUCAAAGUCUUUAGUCUAGAUUAAGAAUCCUAUAUUAUAUUUUGUUAUUUUACUCUGUGACACCAUUUUCAAGCAGCAGCGAUGUUAAAAUUUCACACUCGUCAAUUAUUUUCUUUACUGGGCCGGUUUCAAACCACAUAUUCAUAUGCAAACAGUGUUUAGUGAGAUAUGGUUUUACAUUUCCUGAUUGUUACUGAGUACAGCCUUUGCAUGACCAGACAUCUCAGCUGUUGUUUUAAUGCACAACCCUUAGCCUUCUUUCCCUUUAGCUUUCAGCUUUGUAAGUUGUUUUGUAAGAUAUU
This is a messenger RNA of Limanda limanda (common dab), 1357 nucleotides long. It is a transcript of the gene stx11a, whose product is annotated as syntaxin 11a. Gene Ontology annotation, biological process: intracellular protein transport; exocytosis; synaptic vesicle fusion to presynaptic active zone membrane. The coding region runs from base 157 to 1038 and encodes 293 amino acids. The record is from RefSeq and is a predicted model, not a curated record. The transcript has 2 exons. Gene Ontology annotation, molecular function: SNAP receptor activity; SNARE binding. NCBI's taxonomy places the organism in Eukaryota, Metazoa, Chordata, Actinopteri, Pleuronectiformes, Pleuronectidae. Gene Ontology annotation, cellular component: endomembrane system; presynaptic active zone membrane; plasma membrane.